Papaver somniferum (opium poppy) is the source of this 1277-nucleotide messenger RNA. RefSeq names its product 2-phytyl-1,4-beta-naphthoquinone methyltransferase, chloroplastic-like. The record is from RefSeq and is a predicted model, not a curated record. Lineage: Eukaryota; Viridiplantae; Streptophyta; Magnoliopsida; Ranunculales; Papaveraceae. Gene Ontology annotation, molecular function: 2-phytyl-1,4-naphthoquinone methyltransferase activity. The coding region runs from base 9 to 812 and encodes 267 amino acids. The transcript is spliced from 8 exons. Gene Ontology annotation, biological process: phylloquinone biosynthetic process.
UACAAUCAAUGGCUUCUUCUUCUCUCUUCUUCAGUCACCCUCUUCCCUGUCCUUCACCUGCUCGUUAUUUCUCUUCUGCCAAGAAAAAUCUCAUCUCAUCAAUUAGAUGUUCUUCUGCUAGUACUCAGCGCCAAGAACUUUUUAACCGCAUUGCUCCUGUUUACGAUAAUUUGAAUGAUUUGUUGAGCUUGGGGCAACACCGUGUAUGGAAACGAAUGGCUAUUUCAUGGAGUGGCGCAAGAAAGGGGGACUGUGUAUUGGAUAUUUGUUGUGGAAGUGGAGAUUUAACUUUUCUUUUGUCUGAUAAGAUCGGUUCUCAAGGGAAGGUUACUGGUCUUGAUUUCUCCAGCGAACAAUUGUCGGUAGCUGCACAUAGGCAGGGAUUACUUGAAAAACCAUGCUACCAGAACAUUGUGUGGGUUGAAGGUGAUGCACUUUUUUUACCUUUCCCUGAUAACUACUUUGACGCAAUCACUGUUGGUUUUGGUCUGCGGAACAUUGUAGAUAGACGUAAGGCAAUGAGUGAAAUGCUUCGGGUUCUAAAACCAGGUUCUAAGGCAUCCAUACUGGACUUCAAUAAGAGUACACAGCCACUUACUACCUCAGUUCAGGAGUGGAUGAUAGAAAACGUUGUCGUUCCAGCUGCAAACAGUUAUGGCCUUGCAAAAGAAUACAAAUACUUAAAAAGCUCAAUACGUGAUUUCUUAACAGGGAAGGAAUUGGAGGAACUAUCAUUGGAAGUGGGGUUUUCUUGCGCAAAGCAUUAUGAAAUUGGUGGUGGUCUGAUGGGAAACUUAGUGGCGACUCGUUAGAUGGUUGUCUACUACAGUAUCUUUUGCCAGUUUCCCAAUCUCAUUGAGUAAUUGGGUGCAAAUCUAAAGAGUUAGUCUUGGUAAUGGCAUGGCAGAAAUGGUAAGACGACAUUUUUUUCCACAAUUAGUUCAGUUAUAUAGGCACACUUCACUAAAUGCCAGUCUGAUUAGUCGAACAAUAUGGAUGCAAGACCAUGAAUGUUGGCAGUCCGAAGUUCAAAGGGGAAAUAGAAUCUACCAUUCUGGUCACUUUUCAUGUUUCUGAGUUUUGGCAUGCAUCUUUGUUACCAAUUUCUUCAUUUAAUUGAACCAAAUGUAUUGCCAUCUGCUGUAAAAAGAAUUUAUAGACCAGGAUAUAUGUACAAUUGUCGCUCAUGAGACCUCUAUUAUUGAUUCACGGAUCACAUGAACGGAGUUGAGUUUGAUCCACAUGACAAAAAGACCAUCUUGUUUGAUCAUUUUUUA